ACCACCUUGCAUACCCAUUCCUCUGGCUUUCUCCCCUUUGCUCGUACGCAAAAAAUGGCUUCUUCUCCAUCUUCCGCCUCCAUAAACUUGCUCCUCAUGAUCUGCAUGCUUGCUGCUUUGGCCGGUUACUCUAAUGGAGAGGGGAAGAUUGCCAUCUACUGGGGUCAGAAUGGCCCUCCCCCAAUCCAGGAGGCAACCCUGGCAGAGACUUGCGAAACUGGGACCUUUUCCUAUGUCAUGAUAGCCUUCCUGAACGUCUUCGGUAAAGGCCAGAGCCCACAGUUCAACCUGGCCAACCACUGCCCUAGCUACACCUCAUGCCCUGCGCUGGCCAGCCAGAUAGCCCGCUGCAAGGAGCUGGGAGUGAAGGUAUUGCUCUCCUUGGGGGGUGGCAUCGGCUCCUACGACAUCUCAUCACCCGAUGAUGCCAAGUCCGUGGCCGACUACCUCUGGAACAACUACCUCGGCGGGGAGUCGCUCACCGGCCCCUUCGGGCCGGCCGUGCUCGACGGCAUCGACUUUGACAUGGAGGGCGGCACCCCCACUUACUACGGCGACUUGGCCACGAACCUCAAGGCCUAUAGCACUGACGACAACCCUGUCCUGUUGACAGCCGCACCUCAGUGCCCUUACCCCGACUACUGGCUGGGCGCAGCAAUCAGCACGGGCUUGUUCGACAUCGUGUGGCCGCAGUUCUACAACAACCCUCCUUGCCAGUAUCCGAACGUUGCAGGAAAUCAAGAAUAUUGGAAUACUUGGACUACGCAGGUUUCAACUCCCACAUUCUUCCUGGGGCUUCCUGCUGCGCCCAAUGCUGCUCCUUCCGGUGGUUACGUCUCCCCGGAUGAGCUCAUCUCUGAGGUGCUUCCCAUUGUAAAGCAAUCACCAAAAUAUGGAGGGAUCAUGCUGUGGAGCAAGUACUGGGACCAGCAAAAUGGGGACUAUAGCCAGCAAAUCCAGGGUGACCUUCUAGAGUUCAGCUCCCUACUUUCUAAAGUAGUAGAAAAUAUCUAACGUGAAGGGCUAGGUCCUUCGCGCUCUAGAGAAAGUGCUUCUUUUAGCUGUAUAAGCAAAUAAUAAAUAAAGGCGCUUUUCUCAAUC
Messenger RNA from Nymphaea colorata (pocket water lily), 1101 nucleotides. Its product is annotated as hevamine-A-like. Gene Ontology annotation, cellular component: extracellular region. Lineage: Eukaryota; Viridiplantae; Streptophyta; Magnoliopsida; Nymphaeales; Nymphaeaceae. Gene Ontology annotation, molecular function: chitinase activity. The transcript has a single exon. The coding region runs from base 55 to 1014 and encodes 319 amino acids. The record is from RefSeq and is a predicted model, not a curated record. Gene Ontology annotation, biological process: carbohydrate metabolic process.